CCCUCUUGACAAGGAAAAAGAAAAAGAAGAUGAUGAGGGAAAACCUGAUGAUGCAAUUCAAGACCUCUUGGUGAAGUCCAUGACAGACCAAAUCAACUACCGCCAACAACAAGAUCCUAGCUUCGUUUGCCCGGAAAGAUUACAACUGUGGAAGGAUGAAAAAAAUGAAGACAGUGAGAAGAAAAUGAAGGAAUUGUGGGAUAUAUUUAUCCAAGCAGAAAAGAGAUCAAAGGAGCUGGAAGUGGAGUUGGCAACAUACAUAGAGAAAUUAGAUAAUGAAGAAUGUGUGACUGCCACCAUGACAGUGGAAUCUACAGUUCAGCUUAAUGAAAUACAAAAUCUGAAAAGGAGGAUUGCAGAAUUGGAAGGCAAGGAAACUGGUAUUGACAUGGAGAAGAUUGCCAAGAAAAAGGAGAUUCAAGAAAAGUACAAGGCAGAAAUUGAAAGCUUGUUGUCAGACCCAACAAUCUUUGAAAUGGAGAUGGAUCUGCCUACAAAACAACCAACACAACCAGUUGAAGAGAAAGAAGAAGAAAAGAAAGAAGAAGAGAAGCAACAAGAAGAGAGAGAAGAAGAGAAGAAGCAAGAUGCUCCAACACCUGAUGUUCCUUCAAGAGUACAAAGGGUGAAGAACAGAGAAAGAAAGAGGCUUCAAGCAUCUUGCUAUGUGUACGAAAAAAAUAAGAAAACAAAAAAGGAGGCAAAAAAGGAUGAUGAAGAACUACCACAAUUCAAGCUUAUCUCUUCCGUGUGUUAUCUGCUUUACAGAAAUGGAAACUGCAUUGCAGUUUCCGUUUCCUGCAAUGCAGUGUGUUAUCUGCUUUACAGAAAUGGAAACUGCAUUGCAGUUUCCGUUUCCUGCAAUGCAUUAACACAAGAGGCAUCUCAGCCCGAUGCCACAAAUCCAAUUCCUGACCCCCCUAAAGGAACGAGCCUUCAUGAUUCAAUACCUGUGGAUCUACAACAAUCAAGUGAUGAAGAUGAAGGACAAAAAAAGCCAACAAAGAAAAAACUAGGAUGGGGUCAGAAAAAGGUGUGGCAGAAAAUUCCAAAGCCGGACAGGGAAAGAAUUGAAAAACGCUACUUAAGCACUCAACUUCGUGAUAUCUUUUGGGCAGGACUCAAUGAUGAGAAAGUGACAAACCAUGAUCUCAAAGAUAUUGUAUGGGACCUGGAACUGUCACAAAACGUUAUUGAGGCCUAUAUCCACAUAAAGGAGGAUAAAAUAGAGCCCAUGCAGACAGAGAGUCCACAGUACAUGUCCACAUGGACUUGGGCUUACAUGCAAAGCUUCCUAUAG
Molecule: messenger RNA, 1300 nt
Organism: Prunus persica (peach)
Lineage: Eukaryota; Viridiplantae; Streptophyta; Magnoliopsida; Rosales; Rosaceae
Product: eukaryotic translation initiation factor 3 subunit A-like
Exons: 6
Coding region: 80-1300 (406 amino acids)
Source: RefSeq, a predicted model, not a curated record